Aspergillus nidulans FGSC A4 is the source of this 1691-nucleotide messenger RNA. RefSeq names its product mitochondrial 37S ribosomal mS47 domain-containing protein. The transcript has 3 exons. Gene Ontology annotation, cellular component: mitochondrion. The record is from RefSeq and is a predicted model, not a curated record. Bases 122 to 1639 code for a protein of 505 amino acids. Lineage: Eukaryota; Fungi; Ascomycota; Eurotiomycetes; Eurotiales; Aspergillaceae. Gene Ontology annotation, molecular function: catalytic activity; 3-hydroxyisobutyryl-CoA hydrolase activity.
ACCGAUCAUCUUUCCGUCACUAAACCAACCCCGACUUAAGCCGUAUAUCUUCUUCCUCGGGUCCUGCUCGGUUCAUACUUCUUUCUCUUUCCUCCCUCCCUCCCACUUGUGGGUCUGCUUCAUGUUACUCCGACGCAGCUUACCCCGGUCAACGCCGUCGAGCUGGUUCUCGCGGAUAUCCCCAGCCAGCACCAUGCCUCUUCGCGCAAAAGUGACGAACCCAGGUUUCGCGGCGACUUCUAAUAUGUCGACCGCAUCCAACCCAGAUAUCCCCAAAGCUCAACACGGAGACGAGCCCGACGAUGUCCUCUUCAAUUCCCUAUUCGGAGUGCGACUGGUGGAGCUCAACAGGCCAAAGAAGCUUAACUCGUUGAACGGCUCGAUGGUCAGGAAGAUUCUUCCACGCCUCAAGGAAUGGGAAAAAUCUCAACUUGCCAACAUCAUCAUGGUCGCUGGGGCCGGCACGAAGGCUCUCUGUGCCGGCGGUGACGUGGCUGCUCUUGCACUACAGAACGAAAAGGGCCCCGAGGGACAACAGGCAUCGACAGACUUCUUCGGUCUCGAAUACAAGCUCGACCAUGUCAUCGCAACCUACUCGAAACCCUUCAUCUCCGUCAUGGACGGCAUUACCAUGGGCGGAGGCGUUGGACUAAGUGUUCACGCGCCAUUCCGCAUCGCGACCGAACGCACUGUCUUCGCCAUGCCCGAAACGACCAUCGGCUUCUUCCCCGACGUCGGCGGCUCUUUUUUCCUCCCCCGUCUCGACGGCGAGAUUGGCACCUAUCUGGCCCUAACAUCGGCACGCCUGACCGGUGUUCAGGCGCUGUAUGCUGGCAUUGCUACACACUACUUUGACUCUAGCGUUUUGGGCAAUCUGACACAGCGUCUGUCGGAAUUGGUCUUCCGCGACAGUGCUACUCUCCAGGAGCGGCUAGACCUGAUCAACCGCACAAUGGCCGAGUUCGCGACAGGUCUUCCUGAGGAACCCCAACUGGCUGGCCAGCUGCGUAGCGCAAUUGACCGAUGCUUCCGCCACGAUACGGUGGAGCAGAUUAUGAAGGCCUUAGAGCGGGAGAAGAAGUGCAAAAAGUGGGCACAAGAAACGUUAGAGACCAUGUCGCAGCGGUCGCCGACCUCCCUCAAGGUUGCUCUGCGCCAAAUGCGUGUGGGCCAGGCAUGGGGCAUCCGCGAGACGUUCCAGCGUGAGUACGAGAUUGCUGCACGAUUCAUGCAGCACCCCGACUUCGUCGAGGGCGUCAAGGCACGUCUCAUGUCGAAGCCGCCCCGCCAGGCGUCGUGGCAGCCUGCAACUCUUGCCGAGGUCUCUGAGAAGGACGUGGAUGAGUUUUUCAAGAUCCCGCAAGGCAAGGAGCGUAUCCAACUUUUGAGCCAGGAGAACUGGCGCUCUUACCCACACUCCUAUGGUCUCCCUUCUGAAAAGGCCAUCGAGAAAUUCAUUCGGGAAGCCGACCCGAAGUCAAGGGCUUCGAAGGGCGAGGUUAUCGAGCAUUUCGUGAAGGAGUUUGAACACAAGGAAGGCGUCAAGGAGAAGGUUGCCGAGGUGCUGGCUAGAAAGACCACUAAAUCCGCCGAGGGCCUCAUUUGGCAAGGUGAGGGUGCUGAGACGGAUGGUCAGUAGACGGCGUCUUCUGUUUAAACUGCUUAUAUGUAUUUAUAUCAUUUAGGGUAUG